This is a messenger RNA of Brachypodium distachyon (stiff brome), 2425 nucleotides long. Its product is annotated as pre-mRNA cleavage factor Im 25 kDa subunit 2. The record is from RefSeq and is a predicted model, not a curated record. Gene Ontology annotation, cellular component: mRNA cleavage factor complex. The coding region runs from base 1228 to 2097 and encodes 289 amino acids. Lineage: Eukaryota; Viridiplantae; Streptophyta; Magnoliopsida; Poales; Poaceae. Gene Ontology annotation, molecular function: mRNA binding. The transcript has 10 exons.
GCAUCAUGGCUAUGCCAGAGCUAGUGGUGCAAGCAAUGGCAUUGAUUGUUCACUAUCUCAAGGGUUUCGGUAUGGAAUGACUAAUCUGCUUUGGUUCUUCAUUCCGGCCAUUUAGUGCUAAUACUGAAAUGUCCCUAUCAGCAAACGCUCUUCAACAACUUGAGGAAUGCUUUCAGGUAUUGAAUAACAACUCAGAUGGUUCAGUAGAAGGGUCUUUAUUCCAAACUAUGAACAACACAUGUACAGCUUUUGGAUCUAGGCUGUUUAGACACUGGUUGACUCACCCCUUAUGUGAUAGAAAUCUAAUAUGUGCUCGUCAUGAUGCGGUCUCUGAGAUCUCUGAAUCAAUGGGGUCACGCAGUAUUCAGAUAGCAUGCUACAUGAUGGAGAGGAUGGGUGCUGCACAUCUUCUGUGUGAAGUGAUCUAAGCACCGUUCUUUAAUCUGUUCUAACAAUGCUGGGAAGAUCACUUGAUUCCCAAAGAGGAAUAACAAGGAUUUUUGACUGCAAAGCCACUUUUGUUCUUUUCAAAUACGUAUUCACUUUUGUUCUUCUUCAUUUUACUGCAAAACGCCACAGCCCCAGUUAUGAUUGUUCAUUUCAAAAGUUGCAUCUCAUACUUGCAAGUAGUUUUUUUACUGGUACAUUAACAUGUGUUACCACAACAAAAUAGAGAAGUCAGUUUUCUUUAAUAGUACAAAAACUUAUUUCCCUUUGACCCUUCCUGUGUAAAGUAGUACAACAAAUGUGUUACUUCAAAGAAAUUUUUGAGAUGCACUGUGUUUGUGUUCCGUGCCAUAAAUCAUAACUUGCUGAGCCCAACCCUAUUAUCCAAGUAUCCUGUCAAGUGAAUAUGAUAUUCAUAGAAUCACAAUGAAUGCUCUGUAACUCAAAAGUUUCCACUGUAGAUUUCUCAGUAUUUAUGCCCAAAACCGGUUGAUGUCUUUUGGAUGACUAACUGCCGAUAUUGUCACAUUGCAGUUUGUUGGAGUCAUCAAAGCUAUCAUGACAGCUGGAAAGCAGCUGCAGAAGCUUGUGCUGGAGGAUACUGACAGUUUAAGUUCUUAGAAAAAACUUGUGUUGCCACUAUCCUUAAUGGAAAUAACUAAUUUCCCUAUUUUGUUUCUCUUAAAUCUAGGGCCUAAAUUUAGAUUUUGCAUUGGCCAGGGCUCCAGUAUCUCAGGUACAGCCUAGCUAGAGCUAUGAUACAUAUGUACAUACAAGAUCAUGAGGGGAUCCCUAGCACAUGUCAGACCUCUGUCUCCACCAUUCGUAUUGUCGGUUAACACGGCUUCAGGAACAGUGGCCCACACCUCUAUAUACUUCGCGCGAUUGAGAGAAGACGGGACCCUUCUCCCCAAACCUAGCCCGUCCCGAAAGCCCACCACCAGCCUCUUUCUUCUCCUCGCCGCCGCCUCCUCCGGCGACCACCGGAGCCCGAGAAGGAAGAGGAAGAGCGAGAGCUCAGCAAGGCGAAGGAAGGAGAUGGUGAGCGCCUCGUCAUCGUCGGUGGUGAACGUGUACCCGCUCGCCAACUACACGUUCGGCACCAAGGAGCCCAAGAUGGAGAAGGACACCUCCGUCGCCGACCGCCUCGCGCGCAUGAAGGUCAACUACAUGAAAGAAGGAAUGCGGACAAGUGUUGAAGCAAUCAUGCUGGUGCAAGAGCACAACCAUCCCCACGUACUGCUAUUGCAAAUUGGGAAUACAUUUUGCAAACUUCCUGGUGGACGGUUGAAGCCUGGAGAGAAUGAAAUUGAUGGCCUGAAGAGAAAGCUGUGCAGCAAACUUGGAGUGAACUCACCUUCCUUUCCACCUAACUGGCAGGUUGGGGAGUGUGUUGGUGUCUGGUGGAGGCCAAACUUUGACAAUGUGAUGUAUCCUUACUGCCCUCCACAUAUUACCAAGCCCAAGGAGUGCAAGAAGCUUUUCAUUGUUCACCUAACUGAAAGGGAGUAUUUCGCCAUUCCAAGGAAGUUGAAGCUACGUGCCGUUCCACUGUUUGAAAUCUAUGACAAUGUUCAGCGGUUCGGACCUGUCAUUUCCACUAUCCCUCUACAGCUGUCUAGGUUCCAGUUCAACAUGGUGAGCUCGUAAGGGUGAUGAGAUAUGAAGAGAGGCAUGUGUUAAGGCCUCUUUCAUCAACACAUUGACAGAUGGACCGUCGACGUGUUGAACUAGCUGAUCAACUUAGCAUUACUCAUUUGUUUUAUCAUUACCAAAUUUCCCUGAAUUAUGCAUCGUUAGACUGUAAUCGAGACAUGCAUUUCGACUAUCUGUUUGGUGGUUCUCUUAUUACUCGUCACUUGCUAGUGCAAGGUGUAUUUUUUAGAUAAUCAUUUGUUGCUCUGCAGCGCUAAUUAUUCGUGUAUGUAUCCGUGUAUGUUUGUACUCCCUCCGUCCCAUAUAAAGUGACUUUCUAUUA